CGCUUCAGUGUCCAUCCUGCUUGAGACGCGUUGCUGACCUUCGCGUUUUUUACUGUGCAUCUAGAACAACAGAGAAAAACAAUGUUGAAAUCCAUUCUCGUGCUUAUGGCUGUGGCCUAUGUGAGUGCCGACUUACCAGCAGGAAGAUCGCUAGCCGCCCCCGACGUCCAACUAUGCCAGCGGCGCUCCAUUCAUGAACUCGGCCCUGACGGCAAGGGCUACUUCUUCAGUUGGCGCGACCCCGCCUUGGCCACCGCCCAGUACGAUUGGUUGGACGCGCGCAAUUACUGCCGCCGCCAGUGCAUGGAAACCAUCUCCUUGGAGACUUCCGUGGAGAACGAAUGGAUCAAGGAGCGCCUGGUGAAGGAUAAGGUCAAGUACAUCUGGACUUCAGGUCGCAAGUGCGACUUCAAAGGAUGCGACCGCCCAGAUCUGCUCCCCAAUGAGGUAAAUGGCUGGUUCUGGACAGCCACCUUGGAGAAACUGGCGCCUGCCACGCAGCGCGACCAGAACGACUGGUCCCCAACGGGGGGCAUCGGCAAGCCCCAGCCGGACAACCGCGAGCCCCAGCAAGGCGGUGCUGAAGAAAACUGCCUGGCUGUGCUCAAUCAGUUUUACAACGAUGGCGUUCACUGGCACGAUGUGGCCUGCCACCAUGUGAAGCCCUUCGUUUGCGAGGAAAACCCAGAGUUGGCCCGCCUAGUGCCAUUCAUCCACUAGUCGCCAAAUGACUUUGUUACUUAUUAUAGAAUGGAAAUAAACCAGUUCUUAAAA
Molecule: messenger RNA, 774 nt
Organism: Dendroctonus ponderosae (mountain pine beetle)
Lineage: Eukaryota; Metazoa; Arthropoda; Insecta; Coleoptera; Curculionidae
Exons: 5
Coding region: 82-720 (212 amino acids)
Source: RefSeq, a predicted model, not a curated record